AUGAGCUCUCGAAUUUCAGGGCGACUCUGCCAGAGUAGUCGUACUUUACGCCAUUGGCCACUUCUCACAACAACUGCAUUGUCACGGUCGCCAAUCCCUCUACAAAUAGCAUCACGCUUCAUCCAUAAUGACGGUCCAAAGAACUUGAACCCGCUCAUCAAUCCUCCCGACGUCACUCGACCGCCACCACUCACGCUUCCUCGACGAAGAGAUUUCGAAUCAGCGCCAAGAUACUACUUUGAGCUGGGAAAAGGGUACCUCAAAUUCUACAAACAGGGCCUCAAGAACGUAUGGACAAGUCGACGCCUCCUUCGCGAAAAGCUUCAACGAACACCUGCCGACGACCGACCCUCGAUAUUCAAGCCCCAUUAUGUGCCUAAAACAUUUUCCAGAGCGGACUGGGUCCUCCUCUGGCGGGUGCGACAUGAUAUGAUACGGUUGCCUCUGUUUGGGCUCAUGUUGAUUGUCAUUGGGGAAUUCACAGUUUUGGUCGUUACCUACGUCGACAGCGUAGUGCCAUAUCCGUGCAGGAUACCAACACAAAUAUUUACAGCCCUGGAGAAGGCGGAGCAGCGUCGCAAGGCUUCCUUUGAUGAACUAGAAGCCAGGUACCCCCACGGUGUCCUCAGUCCGCGCGUUACACAAUCCGUCGCUCGCGCUCAUGUUCUCAAAACCCUACAUCUGAGUAGUUCAAUCUGGGAUCGCCUAGGCUUUCUCCCACCUGGCAUGUGGCAAGCCAAGGGACGAUAUCGCAUGGCGUAUCUGGAGGGCGAUGACAGAAACAUCGUCGAGGACGGUGGGCCUAUGGGACUUCACUACGAAGAGCUACGGAUUGCUUGCGCUGAACGGGGUAUCGAUACACUCGGUAAGAGCGAGACCGAGCUGAGAGGAUGGCUCGGCGACUGGCUGCGCUUAACGGCCUCUGAGGAUAUUGAUGAGAGGAGACGGCGUAUGGCCGUUCUGUUUCUGACCAGACCGGAAAACUGGCCCCAGCAACGAGAUUUUGCUGUGCCUGUAUGGCAGUUGUAGGAUGCUGGGUAUGGCAUACGAGAAGUCGGAUACCUAGGCAGUAAAAAAAAGCUAGAUAUUUGAUGAUCAGCAGAGUCGGCAUUCUCACGUGUAAAUUGCUAGCACGCUAUGAUCCAUCGUCGGGGAGUUGAUGGAAGCAAACACUGCUUGGUUGUUGGCUGGAUGAUCUUUAUCUGUAAGCUGACUAGAGCUUCGAACUGAUAGAAUGGAAUUGCCGGCACUUGCCAGUGGCUUGGGAAUGGCAAAAAGCACGUGGCCACCACA
Fusarium graminearum PH-1 is the source of this 1293-nucleotide messenger RNA. RefSeq lists its product as uncharacterized. The transcript is spliced from 2 exons. Lineage: Eukaryota; Fungi; Ascomycota; Sordariomycetes; Hypocreales; Nectriaceae. Gene Ontology annotation, biological process: intracellular monoatomic cation homeostasis. The coding region runs from base 1 to 1029 and encodes 342 amino acids. Gene Ontology annotation, molecular function: ribosome binding. The record is from RefSeq and is a predicted model, not a curated record. Gene Ontology annotation, cellular component: mitochondrial inner membrane.